GGUGCUGGCUGCUUGCUGUUGUUGUCCCAGCUGUUGGACACAAGCUGUUGUUGGUCGUUGGACACUAGCUGUUGUCAUAAGCUGUUAUUGUGACUACCUGUUGUCAUUGGUUGUUAUUGCGACUAGCUGUUGUUAUUGCGACUAGCUGUUAUUAUUGCGACUAGCUGUUAUUAUUGCGACUAGCUGUUGUCAUAAGCUGUUAUUAUUGCGACUAGCUGUUGUCAUAAGCUGUUAUUGCAACUAGCUGUUGUCAUAUGCUAUUAUUGCGACUAGCUGUUGUCAUAGGCUGUUAUUGCGACUAGCUGUUAUUAUUGCAACUAGCUGUUGUCAUAGGCUGUUACUGCGACUAGCUGUUGUCAUAGGUUGUUAUUGCGACUAGCUGUUGUCAUAAGCUGUUAUUGCUACUAGUUGAUGUUGGGGAAGUGCCUGGUGCAGCCUUGACCCUGGGUGGACGCCCGGCUCCUGCUCGGCUUGGGAGCCACCGGUUCACAGGACACCUGACACAUUAUCUGGGGGUCGACAGAUAGUCUUCCAGCUGGUGCUGAGAGCUUCAGCGUUCACAUCCUCAGGGUAGGCCAGAGGCUGUCAAGCGUCUGCCAUACCAAGGUUACCCGCUGCAGGGCAAAGUUGUCUGUUGCUGACAGGCGAAGUUUUAGCCACAAGGCGUAGUAGAGGUUUCUACUAACAAGGGAAUGCCAGGGCACAUAAUUUCCUGCAUUUGCCAUCAAAUCAACCCUGGCCACUAGUUCAUUGUAAUUUUUUUGUGAUUUCUGUUGCAUCCUUGAACAGCCAUAAAUCUAUAAGCCCUAGUUGUGCAGCAGUCACCAUAAGGAGACAGAGAUUAUUUAGUCCUUUAUGGUUAUGGUUUUACCUCAUUAGGCAAGUGUGAGCUUACUGUUUCACAGCUAAGGCAAACAAUUUUGUUUAAUUACCCUAGUGUAAGGAGAGCAACUGGAGUCUGGAAUCAUCGAGGUAUCAAUAGUGAGAUUUCUAAUUUGAUCUGUGUGAAGAGUGGGUCUAGCAUCCUCCUCACCAAGAGUCGACAAAUCUUUGGUGCAUGGCAUAGAUUACUCCUGGAUGCCACUUUAUUUUUACCAUCAGACUUAAAUCUUAUUCAGGAAAUAAAGCAGGCAUCAUUCGGACAGAAUUUGUUUAAAUCUAACAACAACUAGUUAACAAUGGCCUCACGAUAUGGAUUUGUUCAUACAAGAAACUUAUUGAAGUCAGUUAAAAGUGGAUGGCUGGAUGUAUAUCCCUCUCAAAAAUUUUCUAAGUACGUACAAUAUGGUUCGAGAAGUAAUGGCAAUAUUGCAUAUAGCUCAAGACUGGGACAGUCAUUUAAGAAGAGUGAAUACAACUGUCUCCUUCAUACUAGUGUGACUUCUGAAGUGCUGGAUGAUUACUUCCUUGAACAUGACGCAAAUGGUCUAAAUAUGCAAGGAACUCUUCGGAUUUUACUUCUUUUGAAUACAACUCAAAAUGACUCCAAAAGCGUAUUGAGUCUGCUGAAGAAAGCAAAAAUUAAUGGUGUAAAACCCAGUGCUGAUACAGUGACAAGCAUUAUAAUGGCCUACAUCAGAAACAAAAAUAUUGAUGCAGCCGUCAACAUGUACUCUACUCUUCAAGUAGAUUAUCCAUCAUAUACUUUAGAUCAUUGCAAAAUUCUCGACCUUGGUACACUUUUAAUUGAAAAUGGAAGAACCCAAGAGGCAGUUCAGAUGUUGAAGGGACAUUUGCAGUCAGAGGUUAAAGAGAGUUUUGAUAUGAACCUAAUCAGGAAAAAUUGCAAAAAUCUCUUGAUAGCAUCAGCUGCAACCUGUGAUUAUGAGUUAACAAAACAGCUCUUCAAUAUGCUACUGUCUGGGGGACUUGUGAAGCCAGACAAUUUCAUUGUAGUAACAUUAUUACAAUGUAAAUUGAAUAGUGGAGAUUUAAGCGGUGCCAUAGAUGUGAUAGAAGAUCUUUAUGAAAGCUGUAACCUUCUUCCAAGAAGGAUGGAAAUGCUUAUUCUCAUCAUCCGUCAUUUACAAAAUUCAAAUCAAAAUAUAGAAUUACCUAAUUUUGUGUGUGAUAGUGAGCAAUCUGUACCGGCCAGUGGUCUUCUGGAACGCAUGUUUAACCUUAUAGUUCAACGCAACAACUACAGACUAGCCCAACAUGACUUGAUGUUUGCUUGUUUGGAAACGGGGCAACCUGAUGAGGCUAAACAAAUCCUACAGAAUUUAGGAGAGGAAGCUGAUGUGAAUCUACUGAAUAAAAUGUGCAAGUUGUAUUCUAAGAUGGAGUUAGAAGAUCCUUUACUUCAUCUUCUGAAUAUUUCUAAAGGAAAUGAUGCUGUUGAUCGUCACAAGGUUUUUGCUGCUCUCCUUCAUAUAUACAAUGUGCAGAAUGCUGCAGAAAAGGGACUGGCUCUACAUGCAUCUAUGCAAGAGGAGAACUUGUUGCCAUCAAAACCCUUUCUAUCAACUCUUGCAUUACUUUUGACAAAUAAUAAUAUCAAGAUCCCUCUUCAUAUUUAGUGAUAAGGGCACUUUUCUGGGAGACCCCUUGGUGGCUCCCUGUUGCUACCUCACCGAGAUUCCUCCAUGCUAUAAAGUCUCAUCAGUCAUGGGAGUUCUGUUCAGCAUAAUGGUGACCAGAGCUACCCCCCCCCCCCCCCUCCCCGUCCCAACAGAGCAAAUGACAUUCCGCCAUUUCACUGAUUUGUGGUACACACGAGAGAGAGACCAAACACGGAGCUGUGAACAUGGAAAGGAAGAGAAUGUUUCCUAUGCAACUUGAUAGGAACCAGAUUAUUAAGAGACGAGAGGAAAGGUUGGCAAAGACUAGCGUCAUGAGGCCAUAUAGCAAAAAUGUAAACUAGUUUUCAGUGCAUUUUGAAUAAUUUGUGGAGCUAUUUGAAAGGUUCAAGGCUUUGGUUCUUGUGGACCUAGCAGUUGUCUGUAAAGUUUCCCAGACUUUCUAGCACUUGCCUUAUUUGUUGCCCAUGCCACAAUUUUCGACUUGAAAAUGGUCCAGGAUGGACUGAAACAUCAUCUCUCAAUCUUCUGGGGGUGUGGUUUGGUCGUCUUUAUGUAUGCUUUCCCAGUGAAAUGUCAUUUGCUCCUUGCACCUGAGGGGAUAAGGCCAGGUUCUGGCUUUAGUUCAAACAUAACUCCCACAACUGAUGUGACUGCCAUGUAAGACUACAGGAAGCCACAGUGGUACUACCAGAAAGAGUUUUAUUACAUUCAACACUGGGUUUUCUCAAGUGUUAUUGUUGUAUUCAACAUAUUUUAUAAUAAAAUGGUUGUAAGAGCUACUACUGAAGUAAAACCAAUGAAUACUA
Messenger RNA from Procambarus clarkii (red swamp crayfish), 3328 nucleotides. RefSeq names its product leucine-rich PPR motif-containing protein, mitochondrial. Gene Ontology annotation, biological process: regulation of mitochondrial translation. The record is from RefSeq and is a predicted model, not a curated record. Gene Ontology annotation, molecular function: mRNA 3'-UTR binding; protein binding. NCBI's taxonomy places the organism in Eukaryota, Metazoa, Arthropoda, Malacostraca, Decapoda, Cambaridae. Gene Ontology annotation, cellular component: nucleus; mitochondrion.